GAGAGCUUUAAAAUUUCCCUCGAGAAAGGCGAGGCUAUUUUUAUAGUUGAUCUGGCGGUGGGCAGUCUGUAGUAUACGCUUUGUAUUGGCUUUGCUCAGAACCUUUUCGAUGUGCAUAGAGGUUUCGCCACCAUUUUAGAAGUUGCCAGGUGCUCAACUGUGAACUGUUCCACAAUGCUCGCCUCCUCCCAGUCGUGAUACUGCGAAUAAGCCGUCGACGAAUCCUUCGAUCAAACAACCCAAGCCCCGCUCGCCCGAGCCAUCCGCGCUCCUCCCUCCGUCUCUCUGCCGCCGGUCACUCGUGGCCCACCGCCCCAUCCGCCGGAGCCCUAUCGCACCCUCGUGACCCGCUGCCGGCGACGGUCGCCUGCCGUCGAUCUCACGAGUCACGCCCUCCAACCAGAACCCUCUCCCGGCGUCGCAGCCACGCUUCUCUCUUCGCGGCGGAGAAGAAGAACUGUCUUCUGCAGGAACAAUCUUUGCAUUUGAUAUAGUUAUCUGCUAUGGAUAAAUGGUUGGAAUUUGGAAGGAAAGCAUGGUUUAUUGUCAGGGUGCUCUCAGGAUAUGAAGAAAGAAGGAUUAGAGCCUACAGAUUACAACUCCAAAAGCGUAUUGAAAAGGCACAAGCUAGGAAGGAAGAGUUGAGAAGGAUUCCAGAACAGGCUAUUUUGUCAGAGGUUCGUCGCAUGGUUGAGCAGAUGCAAGCACUUAAUCGUCAGCUGGAAGAAACAGAAGCUGCAAUCGAAGAGUACUUCAAGCCAAUUGAUAAGAACGCAGAGAUGAUAAUGAAUAUGCAACUUGAGAAAGAAGAAAAGCAAAUGAAAGAGAUGCUGAAGGCCAUGCACGAGCAGGCUAUGCUCCAAAGAGAGAUGGCAGCAAAGAAAAUUGUCGGCAGUGCAGAUGUAAGCCAUCCCACUCAACAAAUGGCAUCCACCCCAUCAAAUCAAGAACAGGCCAAAUAAUAUUCCACUAACAUUUGACGGAUUUAAAAGUAAUUGAAUGUAUCUUUUACAUCUGACUGGGUAAUAAUAAUAUUACCGUUGUAUCAGAAAUUUUGUUCACACAUUAAAAAGUUUUAAGAUGUU
Elaeis guineensis (African oil palm) is the source of this 1085-nucleotide messenger RNA. RefSeq lists its product as uncharacterized. NCBI's taxonomy places the organism in Eukaryota, Viridiplantae, Streptophyta, Magnoliopsida, Arecales, Arecaceae. The record is from RefSeq and is a predicted model, not a curated record.